Oreochromis niloticus (Nile tilapia) is the source of this 808-nucleotide messenger RNA. It is a transcript of the gene pebp1, whose product is annotated as phosphatidylethanolamine binding protein 1. The record is from RefSeq and is a predicted model, not a curated record. The transcript has 4 exons. Bases 93 to 656 code for a protein of 187 amino acids. Lineage: Eukaryota; Metazoa; Chordata; Actinopteri; Cichliformes; Cichlidae. Gene Ontology annotation, biological process: negative regulation of MAPK cascade.
CUGCUGGUCUUUGAAUGCAGCACCGUUGGCAGUUCUCGUGCAUCUGCAAGUAGCGUUUCAGUUUGAAUCGUCUGCAAAGCGAACGCCUCAAAAUGCCUGUAGAUUUGAGCCAGUGGACCGGGCCUCUUGCCCUACAGGAGGUCGAGGAAAAGCCUGCAAAGCCCCUGACAGUAAAAUACGGAUCUGUGGAAAUAAAUGAGCUGGGAAAAGUGCUUUCUCCAACACAGGUGCAGAAUCGACCCACCUGCAUCGAAUGGGAAGGAUGUGACUCCAGUAAACUGUACACUUUGGCCUUGACCGACCCCGACGCUCCCAGCAGGAAGGACCCCAAAUUCAGGGAGUGGCACCACUUUCUGGUAGUCAACAUGAAAGGAAACGAUGUGUCCUCUGGCUGCGUCAAGUCGGACUAUGUGGGCUCUGGCCCUCCUAAGGGCACAGGUCUCCACAGGUAUGUGUGGCUGGUGUAUGAGCAGUCAGGCACCCUGUCCUGCAGCGAGCCUGACCUCACCAACCGCUGCGGAGACAACCGUGGCAAAUUCAAGAUCCAGAGUUUCAGGGAGAAAUACAGCCUGGGAGCCCCAGUGGCGGGAACUUGCUACCAGGCUGAGUGGGAUGACUAUGUUCCUAAACUGUACGAGCAGCUGUCUGGAAAAUAAAAAAACAAAGGACUCAACAGAAUGACCCCAACAGCAUUAAUAAAAACUAUUAUUUUCCCACUGUUGCCUACUCAUGCUGUGACAAAAAUAAACAACUCCUUGGCAUAAACCUGACCUGUACUCAGCUGCAAUAAAUCUGAUGGACAAUGAAA